AUGGCGGAGACGCUCGACAUGACCCUCGACGACAUCAUCAAAAACAACAAGAAGAGUAACUCCUCCUCCGGUGGGGGCCGCCACAGCCGCGGCGGAUCCGCCCCUGGCGGCGGCGGCGGUGGCAGCGGGGUCGGGCCUACCAGGCGCCCCUUCAAGAGGUCCGGGAACAGGCAUGCGCCCUACCAGCCACCGAAGUGUAAUUUUUCGAUGGUAUUCCACUGGAAGGGCAGGAAGGCCUAG
Messenger RNA from Miscanthus lutarioriparius, 240 nucleotides. NCBI's taxonomy places the organism in Eukaryota, Viridiplantae, Streptophyta, Magnoliopsida, Poales, Poaceae. The record is from the annotation of a GenBank genome assembly.